UCACUGGAUUAGUGGCUGAGAAUCCAACCCCAGCCUCUCCUCCCUGAGCCUGCUGAGACGUCUCCAGAAGGGCACGACACUCACUGCUCGCUUUCCCUCCACCAAGCCUUCCACAUGAGCCAGCCAAGCCUUAGCGCCGCGCCAGGAUGAAGGAAUACAAGAAAACGCACGCACUCCUGCUUCUGCUGCUGCUUCACUACAGUUUGGGGCAAUCCGACUAUGCUCCAUAUUUCUAUGACAAUGGUCCCAGCAGCACCAGUGGGAACAUGGCCUUGUUCAGCAUCUCCGAGGACACGCCUGUUGGAACUCAGGUAUACAUCCUGAACGGCACAGAUCCGGAGGGGGAUCCCGUACGAUACGGCCUGACGUUUGAAAAAGGCUCCACUGAAUAUUUCAGGGUAGACCCCAAGUCAGGGAACGUUACUCUACUUCAGGAGCUGGACAGAGAGAAACAAGAUGAAAUUUCAGUGACUGUCAGCAUAACAGAUGGACGCAAUAAAGUUAUUGAGACCGUGAGAGUGUUUGUGACGGACGCCAACGAUGAGGCACCUGAAUUUCAAAAUCUGCCUUUUAUAAUUGAUGUUCCAGAGGACACUGCUCCAGGAACUAGCAUCUACAGAGUCCAUGCUGUAGAUAAAGACCUGGGUUCAGGAGGCAGUGUUUCAUAUUAUCUACAGAGUUCCCCAUUUGCCAAGUUCACCAUUGACGGACACAGCGGGAUCAUCAGAGUAAAACCUGGUGAGACUUUGGACUAUGAGACCACGCCAACGUAUUUUGUGACAGCAGUGGCAAAGGAUGGAGGUGGAAGGUACAAAGGGAAACACCAGGUGCUGACCUCCACAGCCACUGUAACGAUCAAUGUUCUUGAUGCCCAAGACAUGCCUCCAUUCUUUGUGGGAACCCCAUACUUUGGAUACAUCUAUGAAGUCUCAAUCCCUGGUUCUGAAAUAUACACAGUGUCUGCCAAAGAUGGGGAUCAAGGCAACCCCAACCCGAUUUAUUAUUCCAUUGUGAACGGAAGUGAUGGUGUUUUUGAUAUAAACAGCACCAGUGGAUGCAUUUCUCUAGCAACCCUUCCAUCUCUGCUGAGAAACGAACUCUAUGAGAUUAAAGUGAAGGCAUCUGAAGUCGGACCCAACAAUCAGCUGUUGGACUACGAUGUUACCACGGUUACCGUCCGGGUGGUGGAUCUUAACAAUCAUCCUCCGACCUUUUAUGGAGAAAAUGGACCCCAGAGCAAAUUUGAGGUCACCAUGUAUGAGCAUCCUCCUGCUGGGGAGAUCCUCAGAGGCUUUAAGAUCACAGUCAAUGACUCGGAUCAGGGGGCAAACGCUAAAUUUAAGCUGAGACUGGUGGGGCCCAGUCGAGUGCUACGGGUGGUUCCCCAGACGGUCCUGAAUGAAGCACAGGUGACCAUCAUUGUGGAGGACACGUCUGGCAUAGACUAUGAAAAGGGACCGACUUUAUCUUUUAAGCUGCUGGCGGUAGAGAUUGACACUCCUGAGCGUUUCAGUGCGACAGCUGACAUAGUGAUCAACCUACUGGACACGAAUGACAAUGUCCCCGUUUUCUCGUCUGAGUAUUACAUCGCCAGAGUGCCCGAAAACUCCCCUGGAGGCUCCAGUGUUGUGUCUGUCACAGCAAAUGAUCCAGACUCUGGUUCCUGGGGGGAAGUCAAAUAUGCAAUUUAUGGAUCAGGAUCAGAUUUAUUCGCCAUUCACCCAUCAACAGGACUUAUCAUCACGCAGCCCUGGACCAGUCUGGACGCGGAGAUGAGGUCGAAAUACAACUUCUAUGUGAAGGCAGAAGAUUCAGAAGGCAAGUACAGCAUCGCUGAAGUCUUUGUCACCGUCCUUGACAUGAACGACCAUUCUCCGGAGUUUGAUGAGGAAUUCCAAGAGAAGACCAUGAUCAUUGGGACAGCUGUCAAAGUGCAGGCCAUGGAUGAGGACGCAGAGUCUCCCAACAACGUCAUUGAGUACUCCAUCAUGACAGCCGACCCCGACAACGCGUUUGACAUCAACGCAGUCACAGGGGAGAUCCAGCUGAAGCCUUUCAUCAAGUCUAUGGAGAUCGUGCAGAACAUCACCAAGCAGAAGGACUGCAAGUGGUCUCUGGUGGUCCAGGCCAGGGACCGGGGAUCUCCGUCCUUCAGCACAACGGCUGUGAUCAACAUCGACAUCACAGAGGCGACUCCUCUCAAGGGGCCUAUGGGAGCAUUUUUAAUGAAAAGUAGGGACAAUCCUCUGAGGGCUUUGGGCUUGCUGGCUUUUAUCAUUCUCGUCCUGGUAGGAGUGACGGUGUUGAUCUCCACAGUUAUGUACAUGCGCAACUCCAAGUCAAACCGAAUCAUGCCCGCCCGACGCAUCAUCAAGAGGCGGCCCAGGGACCAGCGGACUUGGAAAUUCAAGAUUCCUGUCAUCAAGUUGUCCAGCCCAGCGGAGAAGUUCCUCGUCAGCGACCCGGAAAGCAGCCCCCCGCAGGAAACCAGCAGCCCCCGGCUGAAGCCUCCCCCUCCCUGUCUGCCCCCUCCACCUCCGUCCAACGCACGGGCUAACGAGCGGCCCCGAGCGGUCCCAACCAUAUCUGGUGCACUGACCUCCAAAGGUUCAAAGAAAACAAAAUCCGGCCGUCGCAAAGAGGGGAACAUGAGCUCUGCGUUGGUGUCUGAGUUGAAGAUGAAGCUGGAGCAGAAGAUCAACGAGAACAACCAGGGGUAUUAUUAAACAGAACCGCAAGAACCUCUGGUUUAACGUUGCUCGGUCCGUUUGUUGAUGGCUCUCUGCUCUUGUCUUACAUGCAGUCAUUGUGAUGAUUGAUAGAAAGACCUACCAUUGGACUGUUUUUUUUUUUUUUUCGGUUUGCAGAUAUUUAUGUCUGAACAGGAGACCAUGAAGGAAGCAGGUUGCACCGCCUCCUGCGUUGUCCUAGUUUUAGAGAAGCACGGAGAGAGCUCGAGUCAGUGGUGUAGUCGCAGAUAGUUUACCACACUGCCAUCUUGAGGAGGAUUACGUGAUCUUAACAGUAAGAAGCACUACUGUAAAUUGUCCUGGGAGAGGAUUACUGAGGCUUAGUGUCUAUACAUCCGUUGCAUAACAUCCUGAAAAGUGUAACGCUCACAAACCUGCAGUGUUUUCUGCCCAGAAAAAAAAAAAAAAAAAAAGGAUUUUUACCUGAUAAAUCCCCAUUACAGAAAGAUGUGUUCUUGCUCAGUGGAGCAUGCAGCUAAAUGACAUGGUAAUAUUUCACAAAAAAGUGCUAAAGGACCUGUGUGUUGAUAUUUUUACUGUGUUACAUCAGCCGCUUCGAAGCUGAGAAGUUGCUCCUGAGACAAUGUGCCACUGUAGUAACACGAGCCUGCUUGAGUAAUUCUAGGGGGAAAAAAAACAUGCUUUUAUAUAAAUGUAUAUGCAUCCAUUUUAAGUGUACAGCAAUGUAUUAUUUCAGCUAUAUUACUAAAAAACAAAGUAUAACUCUAUUAGUUGAAAAUUGUUGAUAACAGUUUGCCAUAUGACUGGAAAUCUCAAGCUUACAUCAAUAUUGCUGAGAGGUUUUUCUAUGUUAAAAUAGAUGUUUAUCGGGAGCGUCUUUGUCAGACAUCUAGAAUCCGCUCACGGAUAUUUUCCAUCUCAAAUGCCUUUGAAUGCAGGCAUAGCAAACGUCAUUGCUGUAACCAUAACUUGUGUCUGAGUAGAUCUGAACUUAUACUUGUUUUAAAUAAGUUGAGAUGAACUAUAUAUCAUAAAUAUGACUUUAACUUGCCUGGUCCUUUGAAGAAAUUUGUAUUGUCUUUGUACUGUCUUGAUUUUAAAUAAAUAUUUGAACAUAAUUUGA
Fundulus heteroclitus (mummichog) is the source of this 3834-nucleotide messenger RNA. Its product is annotated as cadherin-related family member 1. The record is from RefSeq and is a predicted model, not a curated record. The coding region runs from base 147 to 2726 and encodes 859 amino acids. Lineage: Eukaryota; Metazoa; Chordata; Actinopteri; Cyprinodontiformes; Fundulidae. Gene Ontology annotation, cellular component: catenin complex; plasma membrane. The transcript has 17 exons. Gene Ontology annotation, biological process: homophilic cell-cell adhesion. Gene Ontology annotation, molecular function: cadherin binding; calcium ion binding.